Messenger RNA from Spodoptera frugiperda (fall armyworm), 1587 nucleotides. RefSeq lists its product as uncharacterized. The record is from RefSeq and is a predicted model, not a curated record. NCBI's taxonomy places the organism in Eukaryota, Metazoa, Arthropoda, Insecta, Lepidoptera, Noctuidae. Bases 91 to 996 code for a protein of 301 amino acids. The transcript has a single exon.
UUAAUUUGAAGUUGACAGUUCUACGCUGAAUCAGAGAGAUCUUUGUUGUUUUGUGGUUUUUACAAUAAUUUAUUUAUAAAAGAAUUUAUAAUGAGUGUAAUUAAGCCGGCUUCAUCUCUAAACUCAUCUUUAGCAACGUCUCAAUAUGAUAGCCACGAUGAUACUGAACCAACAAAGGUUAAAGUAUAUCUUAAAGAAAGAUUGAAGUCACGGAUUUUUUUGGGACGUUAUGUAGAAAGAAGACUUGCAGACAAGCGUAUCGGCUACCGUGACGUCGUUGUAAUCAGCCCUGCUGAAGUGGAGUUAAAAAAGGAUUUGUUAGAGGUACAGCACAAGUUGUUAACGAUAUGCCCCAGCACACAUUGGAUAGGUAUUACAGACACAGAAGCAAUGGGUUCUACAAAUGGCGUUUGUUUGUGGACAGAGAUAGAUAACCAGCCGUUUGGUCCAUUUUGGUUCCAAAUUAAGAGUUUAAAGUUCAGAGAUGAUGAAGUGAUGGUCACAUUAAAAUGUUUGAGGCAUAUAUCUGACGCAUUCUUAGAAGUAGAACCAAUCUUGACAGGGGCUGUGAAGAAAUGUAAAGCCAUUGAAUCAUCUGACAAAAAGCUGGAGAACAGUGUUGCAUCUCUAAAUGAAACUUGUACUGAUAUUGUUGACACACUAAAAGGUGUUUUAUCAAUAACCAAUGUGAAGGAAUUUUUAACAUUUUUGUUUGCUUUCGUUAUUGCUAUCUUCACUGGAAGUACUUCUUUUGUAAACUUUCUUGGAAACUUUAUUUUAGCAUUGAUCAGAGAAAUGUCUAUCUUAGUAAAGAACUCUACACCAAUGUUUCUUGGCUUGUUAGAUUUCUUUAGCAAAAUUGUGGGAGGAUUUUAUAUUUUGUUGGCAAUGUUAUUCAGACAAAGUGCUCCAGCUCCAUCCAAUAAAAGAACAGUGGGGGUUUAUGAUAGACCACGGAGAUCUUACGAGCGAUAUGAUGAUGGUCAAUUUGAUUAAUUGUUAAGUAAUUAGACUUAAUAUAACUCAAUUUGUUGCCAGCUUUAUAGGUUUAUUCAUGUUUUCUGCUUUAGUAGUCUUUUAUUAUUUAACUUUUUGGUAUAGUUAAAAAUAUUUUCUUUAGAUCUCAUUUAUUUAUGUAUAAAAAAUACAUCUCAUUAUGGCAUUAUUGAUAAAAAAAAUGCAAAUUUAUUUUAUUAAGUACCAAUUAUUUGGUAUUGGUAAUAAUAAAUAUUAACAUAGAUAGAUGGUAUUAUAUCCUGAUAUUUAAAAAUAUUUAACUCUUGUUAUAAGUUAAUUUAUUUAAGCCAAAUAUUACCAAAUCACCAAAAAUGCUUUGAUGACUUACCUACUAAUCAUUCCAAAUGCAUUUACAGAUUGUAAUAAGCUCAGGUAUAUGUUUUGAUAAUAAAAAAACUAAUUUUGUAUUCAAACUUUAAUAAAAUAAAUAUGUAAAUUGUUACAAAAAAUUGUGUAUAAAUUUAUAUACAGCAUUUUAAUGUAAAUUAUUUUUUUGUAAUAAUUUUGGGUUGGUGUUGUUGUUUAUAAAAAUAAUGUAUUGUUACUGGUAUUAUAGAUUUUUUACCAAUA